This is a messenger RNA of Schistosoma margrebowiei, 537 nucleotides long. Lineage: Eukaryota; Metazoa; Platyhelminthes; Trematoda; Strigeidida; Schistosomatidae. The record is from the annotation of a GenBank genome assembly.
AUGCCAGGAUUCGCUCCGCUAACAAGUCGUGGCAGCCAACAGUAUCGUUCAUUAACUGUGCCUGAACUGACACAGCAAAUGUUUGAUGCAAAGAAUAUGAUGGCUGCCUGUGAUCCUCGUCAUGGUCGUUACUUGACAGUGGCGGCGAUCUUCCGUGGUCGUAUGUCUAUGAAGGAGGUGGAUGAACAGAUGUUGAAUGUGCAGAAUAAGAAUUCGAGUUAUUUUGUCGAGUGGAUCCCGAAUAAUAUGAAGACGGCAGUAUGUGACAUUCCUCCUCGUGGUUUGAAGAUGUCGGUGACUUUUAUUGGUAAUAGUACGGCUAUUCAAGAGUUGUUUAAGCGUGUUUCUGAACAGUUUACUGCAAUGUUCCGUCGUAAAGCGUUUUUACAUUGGUACACAGGUGAAGGGAUGGAUGAGAUGGAAUUUACUGAGGCUGAAUCAAAUAUGAAUGAUUUGGUAAGUGAAUAUCAACAAUAUCAAGAUGCAACGGUCGAUGACGAGAACGAUUCUGAUAUCGAAGGAAUAGAGGAAGCUUAG